AUGCUUGUUGUAUUGGAUGAUACUUGUUUAGAGAUGUGGUGUGUUGUAAACAAGAUAGGGAUGGCUAGGAUGGUUCCGGAGCGACGGAUGCGGAAGGGAGGGCAAAUUAUUGAUAUUAUUGACGAGUUAUGGGUAGGGUCAUCCAUUGGAGGUCAGAAAGUCAUCGGAAGGUCGAGAGUUGGUGCACAGUGGUCAGUCAGUCUCUUCCCUGAUGUUGAUGUGUUGGUGUCUGUCCACCGUGUUAUGAUUGUGCGAGGGAAGGGAAAUGGGUUUGGUUGGGUGAAAUCGACGACUCAAUUAAGGAGAAAUCCAGUUCAUAUGAAGAAAUCACCUGGGAAAGGAGGCGAUGUGUCGUAUUGUUGUCUUCCGGAAAAGGAAGGCUUGUUCAGUCUGGCGUUCGUGCCCUCUGCCCGUUCGCCAUGUCUCUCCCCUGUUUGUCGGUCUUAUUUAUGGAAUGAGCAGAGACAUGAAUGUCCCUUCGUCUCGUCACGACACUAUUCAGAGGAUGUUUGCCAGUGUGGUGCUCUGCCUGUCGAAAGUACUCUCCCCUUCUGGCGUCAUUUGGCUGCGGCACUCGUUGGCAGGCAGACAUAG
Molecule: messenger RNA, 594 nt
Organism: Acanthocheilonema viteae
Lineage: Eukaryota; Metazoa; Nematoda; Chromadorea; Rhabditida; Onchocercidae
Source: the annotation of a GenBank genome assembly